ACUGCAUCGUGUUGUGCGCGCGUGCAUUAGAUUAUAAGUUGUUGCUUGUCCGUGCGCAGCGUGUUACAGCAGCCGCCGCGGCGGCUGCAGCGCCGGUGGCGACGACGACGACGCUCUGGGGGGAUAUCCGAGCGUGAAAUGGCGGAGCAGCUCGAGGCUCAGCCAUCGCAACAGCCGCAACAGCAGCUACUUCGGAGUAGCACCAGGGAACAACAACUCCAUGCACAGCCAUCUUCGCCGGGACAGCAUCAGCAGCAGCAGUCAUUGUCGACAGCGACGACGACGACGACGACAGCUAGUGUGAAACUACCAGAGAGGACCGAGACCUGCAACUCUACUAACGUCACUGGUACCACCACCACCUCCACCAACGCUAGUGGUAGUAGCUGUAGUAGUACUGGUGCAACAACAACAACCGGCGGCAGCAGUAACAUCAGUAUUACAGCCGGGGCAAUGGUAUCGAACGGGGUUGGAAGUGGCAGCGGAGGAGGCGGUGGCAAGGGUUCGGGCGACGAUGCUGAUAGCCUCGAGGAGAUGCCUCUUGACAUCGGAGAACACUACCUUGUGCGCAGAUCCGACGACUCUUGGCAUCCAGCUGAAGUUAUCCAAACACGUUUCAAUGAAAUUGAAAAUCACUACGAAUAUUACGUCCACUACGAAGGUUAUAACAGAAGAUUAGAUGAAUGGGUUCCUAGAGACAGAAUAAUGAACAGCAGGUUUGAUAUGAGUGAUCGAUCUUGGAAGAAUGGCGACAAAAAUCCAUCCAUGGACUUGUUAGCCGAUUCGACAGAUAGAAAAAUAACCAGAAAUCAGAAAAGGAGGCAUGAUGAAAUCAAUCAUGUGCAAAAAACUUAUGCUGAAAUGGAUCCUACUACGGCAGCUUUAGAAAAGGAACAUGAAGCCAUCACAAAAGUCAAGUACAUUGAUAAAAUACAGAUAGGCAAAUAUGAAAUUGAUACGUGGUAUUUCAGUCCUUACCCAGAAGAGUAUGGAAAGCAGCCAAAAUUAUGGAUAUGCGAAUAUUGCCUUAAAUAUAUGAGAUUGGAAAAAACCUACAGAUAUCAUAUGAGUGAAUGCACACACAGACAGCCUGUUGGAAAAGAAAUUUACAGAAAAGGAACACUUAGUAUAUGGGAAGUUGAUGGUAGAGAGCACAAAGUGUACUGUCAAAAUCUCUGUCUACUGGCAAAAUUAUUUCUGGAUCACAAAACACUCUACUUCGAUGUAGAUCCCUUCCUCUUUUAUAUUUUAUGUGAAGUCGAUAAACAUGGCGCCCAUCUAGUUGGCUAUUUUUCAAAAGAAAAAGAGUCGCCUGACGGAAACAAUGUAGCAUGUAUUUUAACUUUACCACCUUUCCAGAGACAAGGAUAUGGAAAACUUUUGAUUGCCUUCAGUUACGAGCUAAGUAGGAUUGAAAAAGCUGUAGGUAGUCCAGAGAAACCCUUAAGUGAUUUAGGAAAACUGUCUUACAGAAGUUAUUGGAGUUGGAUUCUAUUGGAAAUCCUGAGAGAUUUCAGGGGCACUCUUAGCAUUAAAGAUCUAAGCACAAUGACCAGCAUUUCACAAACGGAUAUUAUCUCCACCUUACAAAGUAUGAACAUGGUGAAAUACUGGAAGGGGCAGCAUGUAAUCUGUGUGACACCAAAACUAGUUGAAGAGCAUAUUAAGAGCAGCCAAUAUAAAAAACCCAGGCUAACAGUAGAUUGUUCAGCUCUUAGAUGGGGUGCGCCUCCACGGAAAAACGUUAAACAGAGCAAAAAGUAAAAAAUUUACAAUGUCCUAC
Molecule: messenger RNA, 1783 nt
Organism: Copidosoma floridanum
Lineage: Eukaryota; Metazoa; Arthropoda; Insecta; Hymenoptera; Encyrtidae
Gene: mof
Product: males absent on the first
Biological process (GO): regulation of DNA-templated transcription
Cellular component (GO): NSL complex; MSL complex; NuA4 histone acetyltransferase complex
Molecular function (GO): histone H4K16 acetyltransferase activity
Source: RefSeq, a predicted model, not a curated record